Osmia bicornis bicornis is the source of this 1313-nucleotide messenger RNA. Its product is annotated as DNA repair protein RAD52 homolog. Bases 75 to 1013 code for a protein of 312 amino acids. Gene Ontology annotation, biological process: double-strand break repair via single-strand annealing; double-strand break repair via homologous recombination; mitotic recombination. Gene Ontology annotation, cellular component: nucleus. The transcript has 6 exons. NCBI's taxonomy places the organism in Eukaryota, Metazoa, Arthropoda, Insecta, Hymenoptera, Megachilidae. The record is from RefSeq and is a predicted model, not a curated record.
AACUAAAUUUGUGAUCGGUUUUACCUUUUUUGACGUCUAAAAUUCAAAAUUUGUUCAAACGGUUAGGUAGAACUAUGAACAAUGCAACUAAUUAUCCUUCUUGUAUUAAAAUUCCAUCAACAAAUGUAAAACAGAGUACUUCGGUUACUAUGUUUUCUCAGAAUUUUGACAUAAAAGAAGCAUUAACAUUAAACAAUGAAUUAAUAUCACUAGCAAAUCAAAGAUUUGGAGAAGGAAAAUGGAAUCAUACUGUUACUAAUCAGUCAAUUGAUUUUGUUGAAUCUUUUAUGGGUAAAUAUAUUUGUGGAUGUGUCACAUUUAUUAAAAUCCAGUUAAAUGAUGGAACAUUUCAUGAAGAUAUGGGAUAUUGUUAUGCAGAAGGUGAUAUUAAAGGGUCAUCAAUAUAUUCUGCUCGAAUUGGUUCUGUCACGGAUGCCUUUAAAAAAGUAUUGUCAUGUUUUGGUAAUGACCUAGCGCAAGAGAUAGAAAAGCUAUUCAAAAAGAUAACUAAUUUUUGGAAUAUCCAAAAAGAAGAUUUGAAAAGUAGGAUAAGUCCAGAAGAGAGGAUUGAAACAUUUAAACCGUGUGCUCAGUCAACUCCACUUAUAAGCAAUAAGAAUGGAGAACAUAAAGAAAAUAAUUGUAAGCCGAAAAUUGAAAAUGAUCAAGAAAAGCAAUCAGUAACAAGAUCAAAAAGUCCUGUAGAACAAAAAGGACAAACAAUGAUCCAAACAUUUUCAAGAUUAAAAAGUUCUACUGAACAGAAAGCACAGUCCAUACCUGUAAAAAUUACAAAUAGUAUAAAAGGUCAAUUCCAAUCUAAUGACACAAAUUACCAAAAGGAACAAGAACAGAAAAAACAAGAUCAAACAGCGGUAAUAUCCGAAGAAGAAUUGCUACGGUUAGAAAGAAAACGAAGACAAAUUGAAAAGCAAGCUGAGUACAAAAGACUUAUGAAGGAAAAAGAACAACAGAAGUUUAAUGAAAACAGGACACUUAAUCCUAAGUAUUAAUCAUUGAAUCAAGGUGAUACAAAUAUAUACAUAUGUAAAAUAUAAACUAUAUAAACAUUAAUCUAUUUUAAUUGUUAAAUAUUACUAUAAUUAUAAUCAUGUAUUUAUAUAAAAACAAUAUACAUUUAUUUACAUGGAAAUUUAUGUUUAAAAUGUUACUCUUGUCUUUUGGGUUAAAAAUUAAGGUUAUGAAUUCCUUGAAACACAUUUGAAUGUAUCGAUCACAAUUUAUUUGAAAGUAAUAUUUUAUUUUAGUAAUUAUAGGUUGAUUUCUAUAAAAUAUUAGAAUAUAAAUCAAGU